AUGUGCAUGUCUCAAGCCACCCUUCCCAAGUUUAAAGGACAAGGGCGGGCGGAGUUUUGGACCCUUAUGCAUGCAUUCCGUCGAUACAUGACAAAUGUAGCCGUGCCAGAGAAGUACAAGUACCAACUGCUCAUGGAUGCUUGUGAAGGAGAAGAGUUACAUCAAGCAAUCAUGGGAUGCGACUAUCUAGAGCCAGACAGAGCCUACAACAAGGCAAUCAAGAUCCUGGAGGCAAGGUUUGGAGACAAGUAUGCAUAUGCGGACCAGCUGGUAAAAAGGCUCAUAGACGCUCGCUCAGUGGGGGCGUUCGACGACGAAGGGCUGCGAAAACUGGCAUCUCAGCUAUGGGGUGCAGUAAGCCAUCUGGAGAAUCUGAACUUGAUGUCUGAACUUGAAACAAGGCAGACCUUCAAAACGCUGGUGAUUAAGCUUCCCCCCAAAUUGAGGGAACGCUGUGUGGAUGAUGUACGAAAUUAUCAGAAGUCGACAGGACACAGAACGGGGCUGGUGAAGUGGUUAGCGCUAUAUUUGGAGGAGAAAGCGGUGACGAUGGAUGACAUGGCUCUGCUAUCAAGCGAGGACAGUCAAGAAGGAAGUUAG
Molecule: messenger RNA, 600 nt
Organism: Homarus americanus (American lobster)
Lineage: Eukaryota; Metazoa; Arthropoda; Malacostraca; Decapoda; Nephropidae
Exons: 1
Coding region: 1-600 (199 amino acids)
Source: RefSeq, a predicted model, not a curated record